This is a messenger RNA of Funneliformis caledonium, 615 nucleotides long. The record is from the annotation of a GenBank genome assembly. Lineage: Eukaryota; Fungi; Glomeromycota; Glomeromycetes; Glomerales; Glomeraceae.
AUGACCGGAUCAAACAACAACCAACAACAAGGUUUCUUUGUCUUUAAAAUCAAUGAAAACAUCCUCUCAAAUAAUGAACUGAAUCCUAAUAACCCUAUUUCACUUAACAAUGAAUUGAAUGAUUAUCAAAUUGUUUACAAUUCAAAUUAUCCGUUUACCAUUGACCGAAAUAUGCUCAUCAAUAAUUCUAAAAAAAGAACAGGCAGCAAUAAAGCCCCACGACCUCAAAACCCAUUUAUUUUAUAUCGUAGAGACAUGAGCGCGAGGUUGAAGGCUGAAUCUGCUGAUAAUAAAAUAAAAGAAGCAAAACGUUCAAAAGAAAUUGCCAUCAGGUGGAAGAAAGAAACAGAAGAAGUGAAAGCCCUCUUUUAUGCUCUUUCUAGGUUAGCAAAGCAAAAACAUAUUGAAGUAUAUGGCAAAGAUUACAAGUAUGUUCCAGCAAAAAGAGGAACAAAAGCAAAAAGCAGAGCAAAAAAUUAUGAUAAUAGUGGUACUGAUACCGAUUUCAUACAAACUGAACCAGUUUCUUUUUUUUGUGAUUACCCUCCUUUUUUUUCUGAAUCUACUUAUGUUGAUCUAAAUAUUCCAUUCCUUAAUAGCCAAUGUCAAUUCUAA